AUGUCAUCUUCCAAACAAAGGAAGCAAUAUUCAAGUUGCGACAACUGUCGCCGUUCCCGAAUCGCAUGCAACGCCUCGAAACGUGGCUAUCAACCAGGUGAUGUAGAAUGGCGCGGUUCGUGUUCGCGAUGCGCCUUGAAGCAACAACCUUGCACCUUCACCGAGAUGCCGGACUCUGAGACUGACAAACUUAGCAAAACCUCAAGUGAAGUCAGGACCACACCGGUCAUAGAAAUGUUCAGGACUCUCGAUCGUGACUUGAAACAGGAGGUGGCGUCUCAAGCUCAAGGGAAUGAACAGACACCUGACCGUGGAGAAGCAGAGCUAGGGAGCCAAAUCGAGGGCUUCUUACGAACGGCCAUUAAAGGUUUCGCAGCACGAUGGGCCCCUCAGAUCCUCCAAAGCCAUGGCGGCCUUCCGACGAAAUCCGCCGAAGACUUUGUCAGAGAAAGCUGGCGCGCUGCCAGAAGAGACAUGCUCAAAGUCAUCAACCGAGUAUCCUAUCAAUCCGUAUUGGCCUUGUAUUUAUUCACACAGACCCCGAUCCCUACAGGCAUCCCUCAUGACGAGGUCAUGGACGGGAUCGAUGGUUUGACUUGUCUUCAUACUGCGCUUUCCCAGAUUCAAAGACUACGGGAACGAAGGAGCCUUGAUCACCUCCAUGAGCUGGGGUUAGUGGCAGAGUUCGGCUCCUCGCACCAUUCUGUCGUUGCCGAGCAGGUCUCGACCAAGUUCCUAGACCUAGAAACCAGACUCUACUGGACGGCAGUGGUGUGGGACACUGAAAGCUCGUUAACUUCAAACCUGAGGGCUUCACUGACAUCCGGGUUGAAAGGGGCUUGCUUAGAACCCGUGUGGCUUUUGGCCAGGGCCUUCCUCGUUGGCUCAUUCAUUCCUCAAUCAAAAAGCUGGCUUAUCAACGGAUUUGAAGUCUACGACAAGACAGCGACUGAGAUACUUUCAGCGGCUUCUGUUGCUAACGUCUACUUAUGGAAGACAAUUACGUCGUUGAAGGAGGCUUUGAGGGAAGGGGUAGACGAAAAAAGCCUUUUGUCAACUUGGGAAGCUACUCUAGACGCAUUGGAGAUCUACAAUAUCUCGAUCUGCCCCCUUCUCGGGCUCUGCGAGCGGCGGCUCAAUUUUCUGAACCAAGAGAGUCGACUGAAUUGGUUCGAACUGAAUUUGAAGCACUACCUUGGCAUUCUGAAGAUGGUAGAAGCACUCGAGGCAGCAAGCCGUUCAGACCUACUUGCACAGAUAACAGAGACAAGGCAAGAAGCUGAGCGCGAGAUUGUUAACGUGCUCAAGUUUGGUACCGAGACCAAAUGUAACAUACAUACGGCGGCCGCGACGGCUCACAGAACGCGCGCCAGUGGGUUGCAGGAUUAUACUUCUUCAGAAGAAUCUGCUGUCUCAAUGAGCCCGUGGAUCGCUCAGAUUGUUGAGUCUGUCUCGCUAUUGAGCAAGAUAAUCCACACCAGGUAUCUCGAGAAGAGCAUGCAAUACGACGCAUGCACUUAUCUAGUCAGACUGGCCGCUGACGUUUUUGACCACCUUCCGAAUGAUGUUCGCUGCGUCGGCGACGGUCAGGAUAGUCUGCAAAAGCUAAGAGAAAUGAUAGCCUAA
Molecule: messenger RNA, 1626 nt
Organism: Colletotrichum gloeosporioides
Lineage: Eukaryota; Fungi; Ascomycota; Sordariomycetes; Glomerellales; Glomerellaceae
Exons: 2
Coding region: 1-1626 (541 amino acids)
Biological process (GO): regulation of DNA-templated transcription
Molecular function (GO): DNA-binding transcription factor activity, RNA polymerase II-specific; zinc ion binding
Source: RefSeq, a predicted model, not a curated record